Scomber japonicus (chub mackerel) is the source of this 3098-nucleotide messenger RNA. Its product is annotated as nuclear factor of activated T-cells, cytoplasmic 2. The record is from RefSeq and is a predicted model, not a curated record. NCBI's taxonomy places the organism in Eukaryota, Metazoa, Chordata, Actinopteri, Scombriformes, Scombridae. The coding region runs from base 139 to 2769 and encodes 876 amino acids. The transcript has 10 exons. Gene Ontology annotation, molecular function: RNA polymerase II cis-regulatory region sequence-specific DNA binding; DNA-binding transcription factor activity, RNA polymerase II-specific; transcription factor binding. Gene Ontology annotation, cellular component: transcription regulator complex. Gene Ontology annotation, biological process: cytokine production; calcineurin-NFAT signaling cascade; regulation of transcription by RNA polymerase II.
UUGAUGUUUUAAACGCGUCGUUUCUGUAACUUUUUCGUCCAUAUAUACCCACAGAUUAAUUUAACUAUCUAGUUUGAUAAUUAUCCUAAAAGGCACAUUUGUUAAAAGGAAAAUCGAUCUAACUUAUCGGAGUUGGAGAUGACUUCUGGAGGUUUGGGGCUCACCGAGAGCCUGAAUCAAGACAUAGGUCAGGAGGAGCUGGAUUUCUCCGAUUUAUUUCUGUAUAAUACACCUGGAGACGAUUUUAAAGAUGACACAGGGGCUCUUCUUGAGAAUGACACCCACCCUCCUCUGCCGGUGGUCGACCCUAACGCCGCCUACAUCUCCAGCUCCUUCCAGAACCCCUCCUCUCACAGCCCCACCUCAGACAACCUGUCAGGGCUGGUGUCGAGACCGGGCACCAUCCCUGCUCCCAGCCCCAGGAUUGAGAUCACUCCAUCGGGUGACUCUCUCAGCUCUCAGACCCUGGAGCGCAGCCCUGCCUCCAAAGCUCUGGCAGCCUACCGGGAGUGUGUGAGCCCUGCCAGCAGUAACUCCUCUACAGGCUGGCCAGCAGAGGGGUAUUCUCCCUUGGCCUCACCAUGCGUCUCCCCUUCCAACGUAGGCGGAUGUGGCAUGUCCGCCUUAGACCUCUGCCCAGGCCUCCAGGGUAUCCACACUUCUUCUGCCCAUUCCUCUCCAGGAGCCUCACCUCACAACAGUGUCACUGAUGAGACCUAUCUUGUGCCUCAGCACCAACCCAAUGCCUCGCCACGUACCCACCAGCGUUCCCGCUCUGCCUCACCGCAGGGAAAGCGCGCUUAUGACCAGGUCCACCCCUGUCAGGGGGGCACUCCUGUCAAGCAGCGCUCCCGGAGCCCCAGCCCUAUCCCUUCACCACAUGAGCAGCACUACUACCUCCAGCAGUACCAGGCUCAAGCUGAGUUCCAGCCCCAAGCUCAGACCUCCUCCCCAGUUCUAAAGGAGAUUCUGGGUCACCUUGGCACUGAUCUAACCAGAGUGGUGCCUUCUGCAGUGGUGCUAGGUGCACAUGGGCAGGCCCAGAGACAGGACUGUGUGUAUGAAGAGGAGUAUGACUGGGUCUCUGAACAGGAGAGGAUGGGCAGGGCAGGACCUGAGGUCAAACCUGAGACCCUCUACAUGCUCCCAGCUGUGUGGCCUACUCCUCAGGUCCACCAUGGAGCCUUCAGUGGUCUGUCCGUGACAACGCUUCCCUCUUUAGAGUGGUCGUUACCCAGUCAGUCUGGCCAGUAUGAGCUACUGAUCCAACAACAGCCCAAGUCUCACCACAGAGCUCACUAUGAGACUGAGGGCAGCCGCGGAGCUGUCAAGACACCUAACGGAGGGCAUCCGGAAAUUCAGCUCUAUGGGUACCAGGGCACAGCUCCACUGAUGCUGCAUGUCUUCAUUGGGACGGCUGACGAGAGGCUUCUGAAACCGCAUGCCUUCUACCAAGUCCACCGCAUCACUGGCAAAACCGUCACCACACCCAGCAUGGAGAGGAUGAUCAGUGGGACCAAAGUGUUAGAGAUCCCCCUGGAGCCAAAGAACCACAUGAGUGUGCUGAUUGACUGUGUUGGGAUCCUGAAACUGAGAAAUGCUGACAUCGAGCUGAGGAACGGUGAGACGGACAUCGGACGAAAAAACACUCGUGUGCGCUUGGUGUUUCGUGUCCAUAUUCCACAGCCUGGAGGCCAGUACUUGUCUCUUCAAGCUGCCUCUCAUGCCAUCGAAUGCUCCCAGCGCUCAGCUCAGGAACUCCCUGCAGUUGAGAGGCAGGACCUGGACCGAUGCUCAGUGCGAGGUGGACAACAAAUGGUCCUGACUGGACAGAAUUUCACAUCCGACUCCAGGGUGAUGUUCUCAGAGAAGACACAAGCUGGGCAGCAGAUCUGGGAGGUGGAGGCCACUGUAGACAGAGACAAAACACAAUCAAACAUGCUCUUUGUUGAGGUCCCGCCAUAUCGAGACCAGAAAAUUUGCCACCCAGCCAAAGUCAACUUCUACGUCAUCAACGGGAAGAAGAAACGCAGUCAGCCUCAGCACUUCAUCUACACUCCUGUGAUAGCCAUUAAAGCAGAGCCACUGGAUGACUACCAGUUAAAUUCGUACGGCUACUCAGACAAUCAGUCUCUGCCUGGCCUUUCAAUGAAGUCACUCUACCAUCACCUGGAGCAGGACAACAACCUUCAAGCCUUGAAUGUGUCUUCAACACUGUACCAUGUAGCUAACGUUGACCACAGAGCUCACAUGUCAACCCCCGAUCCACUGAAUGACCAACCACUGUAUUACCAGUCCAGAGCCGGCACUUUCAUCAAUAGCCCCAUGCUGUUCCAAACAGCAAACCAAUGUUACAGCAACUGCAGUACUGCCUUCCUCAGUGGUUCACCAAUGGCUUCCCAACCUGCCAACGCUUCCACUUCCAGUCCACGUGUUACUGCCAGAAACCCUGUGGUCAAACUGGACGAAGGCCCUCAGAUUGGCGACUCAUUUGAGGCCUGUUUGGCGACAAGACAUCAGGGUUUUGUGCAGGCAGCACUGCCACUGGGAAGAUCACCACCUUCAAGAUACAUACAAGGUCAAUCUCAAGGGAAGGGUGGCUGCCGAGUGGAGCCAAGCAGCCAACAUCUAACCCAGAUUGGCAGAGUCAACCAUGAUGAUCCAGGUCCAGAGAGAGUCACAGUCAAACAAGAGAACCUCAGCUAUACCUAUCUGGAGGAUGUGAACGACAUCAUACGAAGAGACCUGAAAGGCCACAACGGAGAAUGAUCCUGGAAGCCUUUGGCAGCCCUGAUGUCUGAGAGUAAACAAUGCACGUAAUCUUCCGACUUCAGGAACUAUAAAUAUUAAAUCCUGAUUGUCUUGACGGAAGCUUCUAAUAAACAUUUUAUCCAGAUGGUGGCAAAUAUUUAAGGCAAACAAUAGAAACUGAUGCACAAAAGACUUAAACUGACUUUAUUUCAAAAUGUUUAUGUGGGACAAGAAAAGGUGGCUGUUCACUUUCCUUUGUUUGUCUUCAAUAUUAGCACUUAUUUUUCCUCAAUUGUAUGUAGCCUUAGUAAAGCCUUAUACUGUUUAUCUAUUGCAUUGUUUUUCUC